Messenger RNA from Aricia agestis (brown argus), 1661 nucleotides. Its product is annotated as zinc finger protein 271-like. Lineage: Eukaryota; Metazoa; Arthropoda; Insecta; Lepidoptera; Lycaenidae. The transcript has 2 exons. The coding region runs from base 140 to 1600 and encodes 486 amino acids. The record is from RefSeq and is a predicted model, not a curated record.
CAAACACGAGGACGAGCGACCCAACACAGAUGACUGCGAGGGGCGAGGCCAUGCCAGCGCAGCACGGUCCAGCAAGACCCCCCACACCUGUGAUGUUUGUUUGAAGAACUAUUCAACAAGAAGCAAUUUACUGAGGCACAUGCAAACUCAUUCACGCUCAUUUAACUCAUUUCGCUGUGAGUCAUGUUCAAAAACAUUUUCAAAUAAACAAGUUUUGACUGAACACAUAAACAGUGUUCAUACUGGCGAGAAGCCAUUUAGUUAUGACAUUUGUUUUAAAAGAUUUUCAAGAAAAAACACUUUGAAUGUACACACAAGAGUCCAUUCCGGCGCGAAACCAUUCGGUUGUGACAUUUGUUCGAAGAAAUUUUCAAACAAAUACAAAUUGACUGUACACACAAGAGUUCAUACAAGCGAGAGACCUUUUAGUUGUGACAUAUGUUCAAAGAAAUUUUCACAGAAAAGCAAUUUAACUGUACACACUAGAGUUCAUACAGGAGAGAAACCAUUUAUUUGUGACAUUUGUUCAAAGACAUUUUUAAGAAAAGUAAGUUUGACACACCACAAAAUAACUCAUACGGGCGAGAAACCAUAUAGCUGUGAUUUAUGUUCGAAGAAUUUUGGUAGAAAGAGUCAAUUGAUUGGACACAUAAGAGUGCAUACAGGCGAGAAGCCAUUUAUUUGUGACAUUUGUCCAAAGAAAUUCUCAUUAAAAACUCAAUUGACUGCACACACUAGACUUCAUACAGGCGAGAAACCAUAUAGCUGUGAUUUUUGUCUAAAGAGUUUUCGUUUAAAGACCGAUUUGAUUAUACACACAGCAAAAGUUCAUACAGGUGAGAUACCAUUUAUUUGUGACAUUUGUCCAAGUAAAUUUAUUAGAAAAAAAGAUUUGACUGUACACACAAGAAUUCAUACAGGAGAGAAACCAUUUAGUUGUGACAUUUGUUCAAAGAAAUUUUCACAGAAAAGCGGAUUGACUGAACACACUAGAGUUCAUACAGGCGAGAGACCAUUUAGUUGUGACUUUUGUUCAAAGAAAUUUGUAUUUAAAAAUAAUUUGACUGUACACAUAAGAAAUCAUACAGGCGAUCAACCAUAUAGCUGUGAUAUUUGUUCAAAGAAAUUUUCAAGUAAAGCACAUUUGACCCUACACAAAAGAAUUCAUACGGGCGAGAAACCAUAUAGCUGUGAUGUUUGUCCAAAGAAAUUUUUAAGUAAAGGCCACUUGACUAAACACACAUUAAGAGUCCAUACAGGCGAAAAACCAUUUAGUUGCGACAUUUGUCCAAAGAAAUUCCCUACAAAACAAGAUUUGAUUGUACACACUAGAGUUCAUACAGGAGAGAAACCAUUUUGUUGUGACAUUUGUUCAAAGAAAUUUUCAAGAAAAAACAAAUUGAAUGUACACACAAGAGUGCAUACGGGCGAGAAACGAUAUAGCUGUGAUGUUUGUCCAAAGAAAUUUUCACAGAAAAGCAGUUUGACUGCACACACUAGAGUUCAUGCGGGCGAGAAACAAUUUAGUUGUGACAUUUGUUCGAAGAUAUUUACGUUAAAGAAAAAGCUAGUCCAACACUUAGAUGUCCAUUGGAGCUAGAAAAUUUUGGAAAUCGAACACAUGACCCCUACAAUAAGUCAGGAGCCAAGCUCUAAGCCCC